GACACACACACACACACACACACACACACACACACACACAGUGAGCAGUCCGUCCUCUGACUGCGACAAUCUCAGAUCAGAUUAAAACGAGGACUUUAAUGAUUCGUCGAUCGUCUGUUCUGUUCUGAAGAAUCUGAUCUACAGUUUCCACCUCGGACUUUACACAUCAUCAUCACCAUCGUCGUCUUUGUCAGCUUCAGUUCCAGGAAGUGAAAGAGCCGGAGGUCCUGUUGUCUGCAGCUUGUCUGACGAACGUCCUGUCAGAUGGCGGACGCUCUGACGAUUCUGUACGCAGUUCUGAUGGUUCUGUCCAGUGCUGCCUCCGUCUGUGGGAACCUGCUCCUGCUGCUGGUGCUGCUCCUCAACAAGGAUCUUCGUUCCGACACGCUGGGCCUCAUCGUGAGCUUCAGCCUCAGCGACUUGGCCCUUGGACUCUCCACCCUCCCGUCCGGGGCGGUCAACAGCCUCUCCCCACCCUCCGGGUACCGCAGCGAGGGCGUGUUCUGUCAGGGCAGCGGCUUCAUCUUCCUCCUCCUGCAGACCUCCUCCGUCCACUCGCUCACCUGGGCGACUGUGGACAAGUUCACAGAGAUCUGCUUCGCCCUCAGCUACCGCAGCAUCUGGACCGCGGGGCGCAGUCGGGCGGUGCUGGUUCUAGUCUGGCUAUUCUGUCUUGUGACCGCCACCCUGCCCCUGCUGGGGUUCGGCAGCUAUGCCUACAGCGAGUCACGGUUCCUGUGCUGCCCAAGCUUCACGCCUGACAACAGGCACUUUGUGGCGCUGUGGAUGUUGUUGGGCAUCGUGGCGCCGAUCGUCACCACUUGCUCUCUGUACGGAUAUAUCGUCUACGUGGCCCGUAAGCAGGCGCGCAGAGGAACCUUCAUGUGCAACGAGCUGCACUGCUUUUACGUUCCUGCCAACAACUACCUGAGGAGCUCCAUGGUGAUGGUCACCACCUCAGUGUGUCUGCUGGUCUGCUGGCUUCCCUACAUCUCAGUGUGUCUGUACGAGACCAUCAGUGGUCAGCAGAGUCCUGCCGUGACCUCUGCCCUCUCUGCCUGGCUGGUUCUGACCAGCGCCGCCCUCGACCCAUGGAUCACCUGUAUGACGCAGACCAGGUUCAGGGCGGCGGUGCGUCGGACUGUCGGUGUGUUCACUCGCAGGUGUUCGUGCUUUGGGACACGCCCACAGAGCUCCGCCCUGCAGCUGCACCCAACCAAUCGCAUCAGUACAACUACAGCGUCAACUUGUCCAGCGUCAUCACCAACAACACCAAUGUCAACAGCAUCGUGAUCAACACCAACACCGACGGCUGCAUUAGACCAGAUCACAGUGCAUCCUGGAAAAUGUAGUUCCACAUCCAGAACAUUCACACAGUCUGAGUGGUUCAUGUUUAAGGUCAGAGGUCAGAGGUCAGGUGUUCGUACCUGGUUGACGACCUCGAAGUAAAGAGCCAGUGUGGUGCUGGGAUCCAAACCGCAGAUCUUCCACUGACACGUUCCACCGGUACCGAUCUCCUGUGAACACAGUGAAGCCUGUUACACCUGUGCACCUGUCCUGGAGGUCAGAGGUCAGAGUGCGUUGGAGGUCACGUACGUUCUCAGAGACACAGGGUCCUUUAGCGUUCAGAGACACACAGGGUCCGAUGGCUCCGGACAGCUUCACUUCUCUGGACGUCUGAAACACAAAGUGCAGCAGUUUGUUCACCUGGGGCGUGGCCUCUGUGCUCCCUCCAGAGGGCGUGGCCUCUGUGCUCCCAUCAGCGAUCAUACCUUGACCUCCAGCGUGGCAGCGAACGCCAUCUUAAAAGACCCCUGGACAUCUUUGGUGAAAACUCUCUGAAAGGUUUGUUUAAACAAAGAUGUGUUGAAGGAGUCCGCCAUCACCAUGUAGCCUCUGGACAC
Molecule: messenger RNA, 1904 nt
Organism: Scophthalmus maximus (turbot)
Lineage: Eukaryota; Metazoa; Chordata; Actinopteri; Pleuronectiformes; Scophthalmidae
Product: histamine H2 receptor
Exons: 3
Coding region: 265-1293 (342 amino acids)
Biological process (GO): G protein-coupled receptor signaling pathway
Cellular component (GO): membrane
Molecular function (GO): G protein-coupled receptor activity
Source: RefSeq, a predicted model, not a curated record